CAGGGUGUGAGUUCAAUGGGCAGCGCGGAGGGAUGCGCAGGGGCCCGUCGCGGCCCGGCUGCUGCCUGCGCUCGGGGACUCGCUUCUGCUGCCAUCUCACGGCGCCCCCCGCCGCCGCCCUCAGCCCGUAGUAGAAGAUGUUACACUUGUUGAAGGAAGGAAGAGGUUAUGUGAAAGACAAGAUUGCAAAGUAGCUUUCUGGCUUGGAGACUAACACAUGGGAACUGAGGAAGGUUGCACAAAUGUUUUGCUCAACAGUGUGUUUAAUGUAAACUUCACCUGUAAUCACCUCCUCCACACGCUUUAGCAGGGCUUCGUCUUUGGCCUUUCAAAUGGACAUUAAGUGACACUGAAUGUUAGCUGCAAGAAUUUUAUAAGUACUGCAUCAGCUGGGAUGUUGCGACAGAACGGUGGAAGUAACAAGCGUGGUUUGGGAUUAGCCCGACUGUCUACAUCCAAUUUCUUCACCAUCUCCAAUUCAGGAAACUGGGGAAUGGGGCGCAGCGGCAAGAGCAACUCUCUGAGCAGUAUUAGCUCCAACUCUGAUUGCUAUGACAGUCCUGUUGUGGAUCCAGAAUACAUCAUGCAGUUGGUGAAUGAUGUCAGAAAAUUUGCAGAUGUGCUACUCUAUUUGAAAGAAGCCAUUCUUUCAGAAGAAAAUGAAGGCUGUCUGCAUCAUGUUGUUCAUGAACGUUUAGGGGAGCUGCUGCGUGUCCUAAAGGCAGUGAUAAAUAAACAUCAGACUCUCAAUUCAGUUGACAUUCUUAGUGCUGCAGGAACAGUCAUCGCAAAGGUGAAAGCUGUGAACUUCAAAGAAGUGAAUGAAGAAAACAAGAGAGAACUCUUCAGUGAAAUAUUUUCGUCUAUUGACACAUUGGCAUUCACCUUUGGAAACGUUGUUUCAGACUUCCUUAUGGGAGAUGUAGACAAUGGUUCUUCACUGGGACUUCCUGUAUCUCGUAGAAGUCGGUCUUUUGAAAACCUUUCCGUGGAGUCUGUGGGAUCACUACAUGAACGGGAAGAUGUUCAAGAUACAGGACAUCUUCGGGCUGAAGAGGUCGAUAGCAUGCUCCUAAGAAAUGACAGCGGAAUUGAAUCAGCUCUGUCUUAUGCUAAAGCUUGGUCAAAAUAUGCCAAGGAUGUAGUCAUAUGGAUAGAAAAAAAACUUAGCCUGGAAGUGGAAUGUGCUAAAAACUUAGCAAAAAUGGCUGAAACUGCAAAAGCUAUUGUUGGACCCCAGGAUUACAUGCCAUUCCAAUCUAUAUUCAUAAACGCUUUUCAAAAUGAUAUUGAGAACAGUCAGCUUUGGCAAAAAACAGCAGCUGCUCUCCAGACUAACAAAUUUGUGCAGCCUCUUGUAGGAAGAAAAAAUGAGUUGGAUAAACAAAGGAAAGAUAUCAAGGAACUUUGGCAGCGAGAACAGAAGAAAAUGCAAGAACUGGAAGCUACUCUAAGAAAAGCAAAGCUACUGUACCUGCAACGUCAAGAGGAGUAUGAAAAGGCAAAAUCUUCCACCAUUCGAGCUGAGGAAGAACAUCUGAGCACAAGCAGCAGUCUUGUGAAAGAUGUCAGCAAACAGUUGGAGAAAAAGCGAAAGCUAGAAGAGGAGGCUCUUCAGAAAGCUGAAGAGGCCUGUGAACACUACAAGGCCAGCAUGGCAGAAGUUGAAGAAAAGCGAAAUGAUCUGGAAAGCUUCAAGAGUGAUACCUUAACACAGCUUCGGGAACUUGUUUUUCAGUGUGAUCUUACUCUUAAAGCUGCAACAGUUAACCUGUUCCAAAUGCAGCAUGCCCAGGUUGUAUCUCUUCCAGUUAACUGUCAGACCCUCUGUGAGAACGCCAAGCUCUAUGACCCAGGACAGCAGUAUUUGGAGUUUGUGAAAAGUUUGCCAAAAGAAGACAUUCCCAUUGAAUCAGGUUCUUUUGAAAUUCAGAGUUCCGAGGUUGAUGGGGCUUUUAGUAAACAACCAACAAACAGUGCCCAUGCAUCACAUGGAAACUUAUCCCAGUGUUCAGGAGACUUUCCCACCCAGUCUUUAGAAGAUGGAAGCCCAUCUUAUCGUCGUUUCCAAAAAAUUGGGGAGAAGAGGUCUUCCAGCAGCACAGAUAUCCAAGCAGUGCGAGGACCCCCGCCAUUCAGAUCGUGGUCAGUUGGCAACCAAAGUGGAGGAAUGUGCAGUGAUUCUGAAAGUGCAGGAGGAAGCAGCGAAUCACGAUCCAUGGACUCUCCAUCUGCUAGUCCAGCGGAUUUUAAGAGAAGGCUUCCCCGAACACCAUCUACUGGCACUAUGUCAUCUGCAGAUGAUCUUGAUGAAAGGGAACCACCUUCUCCUUCAGACUGUGGUUUAAAUGAUUUAACGUCUGAAAUUGCCAGUUCACCGGGACCUUUUAGAAACACUCUUCUGUCCAAGGCAGCUCAAACACACAAGCUGCGAAAGUUGAGGGCUCCAUCUAAAUGCAGAGAAUGUGACAGCCUAGUGGUAUUCCAUGGAGCAGAAUGCGAGGAGUGCUCACUCACUUGCCACAAGAAAUGUUUAGAGACUUUAGCUAUUCAGUGUGGGCACAAAAAACUUCAUGGAAGACUUCAUUUGUUUGGGGUGGAAUUUGCUCAAGCUGCUAAAAAUGUCCCUGGUGGCAUCCCUUUCAUCAUCAAAAAAUGUACCUCUGAAAUUGAAAGCAGAGCCCUGAAUGUAAAGGGUAUCUAUCGUGUGAAUGGAGCCAAAUCAAGAGUUGAAAAGCUUUGUCAAGCUUUUGAAAAUGGAAAGGACUUGGUGGAACUGUCAGAGCUCUAUGCACAUGACAUCAGUAACGUCCUUAAAUUAUACCUUCGUCAGCUCCCAGAACCUUUGAUUUUGUUUCGGCUUUACAACGAAUUCAUUGGACUUGCGAAAGAGAGUCAGAAUGUUAAUGAGGAACUGGACAUGAAACAGACUAGCCCCAGAUCAAAGAAAAGACAGUCAGUUUGUAUUGAACUGAACAGAAUAAUCAUCAAAAUGAAAGAUCUCCUCAAACAGCUGCCUAUACCAAACUAUAACACUCUUCAAUACCUUAUAGGACAUCUUCAUAGAGUGACUGAACAAUCUGAUGAAAAUAAAAUGUCAGCUAGCAAUCUUGGCAUAAUAUUUGGCCCAACUCUAAUCAGGCCACGACAGACAGAUGCCGCAGUUUCACUCUCUUCGCUUGUGGACUAUCCAUAUCAAGCUCGGGUGGUAGAGCUGCUCAUAACUUACUAUGAAAAGAUCUUUGAUGUUUUGCUGCAGCCACUCUCAACUGCAAUUCAGUCUGAAGAAAAUGCUGCUCCAUUUAAAACUGCUUCAUCAACAGGAGAGAGCGAGCCACAGCAGCAAAGGAAGUCAUUUAUUGCUGUAAAGGAAGGCAUCCUGCUAAUUCCAAGUGAGAGUAAAGCUUCAGAAACUGCUUCAUCAUUUGAGCAACUAGAUGACAGCAAGAACACGAGAGAGAGAUCAGAUGCAUCUGUGACUGAACGUAUCUCACUGCCACUCACUGGAACUAAAGAGGAGGACUUUGGCAAGAGGAAUUCUCCAUCAGAACCCCCAGCUACCAGAGUUCUGGAUAUUAAUAUUCUUACUCCAAAAGCGCCAGGCAAUACUCUGACUCCAGUUUCAGACAAAGACAAUGAACUCUCUCUUGCUCUAGCUGAAGAUGGCUGUAAAGUCAAUAAUUUGCUACCUAUAAAACCUAGUCGCCAAAUAACCAAAGUCCAGUUACGAUCUCCAAGGACAAAGCCAGUUAUUCGUCCUGUGAGUUUACCUGUAGAUCGAAUGCUUCCUCCAUGUGUUUUGAAUGAGAGAAACUCAGGAAAUGUAGCAGUUUUAAGUCCAGAAAAGCUUGGCAGGAGUCCUACCAUUGAAGAGGUUUCAGAGACUAAGGCACUUCCUGCUGUUAAUGCCUGUUGCAGACUUUCUUGUUACGACACACAGACUCUGAGGAAAACUUGGGACAAGCAGUAUAAACAGUAUGAUAUGACUCCAAGGACAGCAAUGAUUAUGACCAAUAUACCCCAAGAGAACCGAGCACAUGAGAGUGGAAGUGCAUCUGCCUUAUCUUCAUCCUACAGCAUUGGUAACAAUUCAGUGAAUGCCAUACUUCCCAAUAAGCCAUGCACUGUACCUGUCAGAUCUGUGAGGAUGACAACAGAAGGGAAUGGUCCAGAUUCUAAUCCUCUUGCUGCUUUCAGACCACCAAGAACUUUGCAGCCACCGCCAGGAACUUUUUAUAAACCACCUUCUAAUAACAAAGCCAAGCAAAAUGAGGAGGGUUCUGUUCCUAAUGCUUGUGCGGCAGCCAGUGCUAGCUCUGUUCUUGCCCAAGAUAACACUGUGAAAUUGAUAAGGAACUCUGCACUUGUAUCAGGUGCUCCUGGACAGCAUGCAAAUCAACAAAAAAUGAGCUCAGAGGACCUUCAUCCUGUAGACCUGAAGCCCACCUAUAAGAGACUAAGACCAAAACGUAUGCAAGAAUUAGAACACAGGGAAGCUCAUUUUGUAUAGGGCAGCAAAUACUUCUUGGAAUGUUAAUACAAUUUACUGAUCUUGUCAAUAUAGAUUUUUUUUUCCUCCCCCCAUUGAGGAUCCCACUUUUGUGCCAUACUGGAAAUAUAUAUAUACACAUAACAGCAUUUUAAAAGUGGGGGAGGAAACUGUGAAGGAAAAAUGAAGUUGAAUUUUUUUAAUUCAGUACAUUUUCAUAAAGGUCUAUUUAAUUAAAUGCAUUCCCAGUGUAGCUAGAGCUGUAGAAGGUGCACUUGGUAAGACACUGAGCUUCAAUUCCCUGGGUGAAAUGAAUUAUUUAUAGCAAGAAAUUAUUGCUCUUGUGUGCAGCAAUGGAAGGAGCCAUUUUUUCAAUAUAAAUUUGUACUAAAGAUGGAGAGUUUGAUGCUCAACUGUUUAAGCAUAAACCAAAGCUUGUGCUUUGCUCUGUAAAGCUUCUGUUCAGUUUUCCAGUCUUUGCAAUUAAAGCUUUGCUCCUGAAUAGAUUACAUACUGGCCAACAUGGCCUAUAAUUGUGUAUUAUAUAUGUAUAUUUUAUGCCAAUAUGUUCAUCUGUUGCCAGUUUUCAAUGUUGUCACUUUAAUGUUAUUUGUACAGAAAGAUGCACUUACUGAGCUGUAGUAGUGAAAACCAGAAAUGACUUCAUAUCCAGUUACAGGUAGUAUAACUUAGUGAGUGGAUCAAAUACACACAGCCUAGCUAGUUCAGAUGACCUUCGGGUGAGUACCCCUGGCAGUGGUGCUGUUGUUCCUGGUUACAAAAUAGCCAGUGCUUUCCCGUGCUGUAGGUCAGUUUCACUUCUUGCCUAAUGUAACUGAAAUGAAGAGUAUAGUUUUGCCAUAUGGUGAAAUAGGUGAAAAUAACAAAUAUAUAUAUAUAUAUCAGCAUUAGUAGGUGCAUCUAUUGGUUUUUCACUUUGUAUUAAAUGUUUUAUAUGUACACUGCUAUAUUUGCUUAAAAAAUAUAUUAACUUGUUAACAUUUU
This is a messenger RNA of Mauremys reevesii (Reeves's turtle), 5494 nucleotides long. RefSeq names its product Rho GTPase activating protein 29 (gene ARHGAP29). Gene Ontology annotation, cellular component: cytoplasm. Gene Ontology annotation, biological process: signal transduction; activation of GTPase activity. The coding region runs from base 395 to 4510 and encodes 1371 amino acids. The transcript has 25 exons. The record is from RefSeq and is a predicted model, not a curated record. Gene Ontology annotation, molecular function: GTPase activator activity. NCBI's taxonomy places the organism in Eukaryota, Metazoa, Chordata, Testudines, Geoemydidae.